This is a messenger RNA of Plasmodium adleri (nom. inval.), 1539 nucleotides long. Its product is annotated as dihydrolipoyl dehydrogenase, mitochondrial. Gene Ontology annotation, molecular function: dihydrolipoyl dehydrogenase (NADH) activity; flavin adenine dinucleotide binding. The record is from RefSeq and is a predicted model, not a curated record. Gene Ontology annotation, cellular component: mitochondrion; oxoglutarate dehydrogenase complex. NCBI's taxonomy places the organism in Eukaryota, Apicomplexa, Aconoidasida, Haemosporida, Plasmodiidae. The coding region runs from base 1 to 1539 and encodes 512 amino acids. The transcript has 2 exons.
AUGAACAGCGUUAUUUUUAGAGCACAGGUUUUUUUUCAGCCAUUGCGUAGACACUUCUCAACUAAGAAAGACUAUGAUGUUAUAGUAAUUGGAGGAGGACCAGGUGGUUAUGUAUGCAGUAUUCGAUGUGCUCAAAAUAAAUUAAAUGUUUUGAAUGUAAACAACGACAAGAAAUUAGGAGGUACGUGUUUAAAUAGAGGAUGCAUUCCAUCUAAAUCUUUAUUACAUAUUUCUCACAAUUUUUAUGAAGCAAAAACUCGGUUCAAAGAAUGUGGUAUAUUAGUUGAUAAUGUUAAGUUGGAUAUAGAGAGUAUGCAUAAACAUAAAAAUAAGUGCAUGGGUAAUUUAUCUGAUGGAAUUAAUUUUUUAUAUAAAAAGAAUAAUGUGAAUCAUAUUAUAGGACAUGGAAGUUUAGUAGAUGAACAUACUGUUUUAAUAAAAACAGAAAAAGAAGAAAAGAAAGUAACAGCUGAACGUAUUGUUAUAGCUACUGGAUCAAAACCAAUUGAAAUACCUUUAAAAAAAUUAAAUGAUAAUAAUUUUCAUGAUGCUGAUAAUGUUAAUGAUAUAUUAGAAUAUGAUCAUGAAAUAAUACAAAAUUCAGAUGAUAUUUUAAAUUUUAAAAAGGUUCCUCAUAGUAUGUCUAUUAUUGGAGGUGGUGUUAUAGGAUUAGAAAUUGGAUCAGUAUUUUCAAAACUUGGAUCUGAUGUUACUAUAUUUGAAUAUAAUGAACGUUUAUGCGGUUUUCUUGAUGCGGAUGUAAGUAAGGUAUUACAAAAAACAUUAGAAAAAAUAAAAAUGAAAUUUGUAUUUAAUACAUCAGUAAUAGGUGGAAAUAUAGAAAAUAACCAAGCUUCUUUAUUUGCAAAAAAUAAAAAAACUAAUGAAAUAAAAAAAAUGACAUCAGAUAUUGUACUUAUAUGUAUUGGUAGGAAAGCUAAUUUUGAUAAUUUAAAUUUACAUUUACUUAAUAUACAAUUAAAUAAAAAUAAAAAAAUACCUGUAGAUGAAUAUUUUAAUGUAAUUUCACAACCUACUAUUAAAGCCAUUGGAGAUGCUAUAGAUGGACCUAUGUUAGCUCAUAAAGCAGAAGAAGAAGGAUAUUUAUUAGCUAAUAUGUUAUAUGACGAAUUAAAAAAUAAUAAUAAAAAAAAAGCACAUAUUAAUUAUGAUUUAGUUCCAAGUGUUAUAUAUACACAUCCUGAGGUAGCUACUGUAGGUUAUAAUGAAGAAAAAUGUAAACAACUUAAUAUGAAUUUCAAAUCCGUUAGUUUCCCUUUUGCUGCUAAUAGUAGAUCAAGAACAAUAGAUGAUUAUGAUGGACUUAUUAAAUUAAUUGUAGAAAAGGAUACUAACAGAAUUUUAGGUUCUCAAAUUAUAGGAAAUAAUGCUAGUGAUUUAAUCUUACCUUUGUCUAUAUAUGUUAGUAAUAAUGGCUCAUCUAAAAGUUUGAGUAAAAUUAUAUAUGCCCAUCCAACAUUUUCAGAAGUAAUCAAAGAGGUCGCUUUACAAUCAUUUGAUAAACCUAUACACAUGUAA